Leguminivora glycinivorella is the source of this 1760-nucleotide messenger RNA. RefSeq names its product importin subunit alpha-1-like. Lineage: Eukaryota; Metazoa; Arthropoda; Insecta; Lepidoptera; Tortricidae. The record is from RefSeq and is a predicted model, not a curated record. Gene Ontology annotation, molecular function: protein binding; nuclear import signal receptor activity. Gene Ontology annotation, cellular component: nucleus; cytoplasm. Gene Ontology annotation, biological process: NLS-bearing protein import into nucleus.
UUUGUGUCCGGGAUUUUGUGAUAUCUCUACAUUUUAUUCGUUUAUAUUACUUUUGUUGAUAUAAUUAUUAUUCGAUCAUGUCUGAAAAGAAUCAUACUUCGCGAUUGUCCGCUUACAAAAACGCUGGUAUCGGAACUACUGAUCUCCGUCGCAAGCGAGCCGAGCUCAGCGUAGCGCUCCGCAAGCAGGCCAGAGACGAGCAGCUCCUCAAGCGCAGAGCGCUGUCUCCGGACGCCAAGGAUGAAGAUGUUCAGCCCAUCGAGAAGCUUCCCAGCCCCGCUGAUAUUGUCAAAGGCCUCAAGUCUUCAGACCUACCGCUGCAAACUUCAUCAGCCCGGGCUGCUCGCAGGAUCCUCUCAAGGGAGCAAAAUCCACCCAUUUCAUCCAUGGUGUCUGCCGGGGUCAUACCACCCUUGGUAGCUGCUUUAGAGAGAGACGAUUGUGUGGAUCUUCAGUUCGAAGCAGCGUGGGCUCUCACAAACAUCGCGUCUGGGACUCAUGACCAUACUAUGGCAGUUAUUGAGGGCGGCGCCAUCCCCAAGCUAGUGACCUUGCUGGGGCGCGGCGGCUCGGUCGGAGAACAGAGCGCGUGGGCGCUCGGCAACAUCGCCGGCGACGGACCCGCGCCGCGGGACGCCGUACUUAGAGCUGGAGCCCUGCCCGCGUUGCUACCUAGCAUGGCGCCGGGAGCCACCCCCAGCACGCUUAGGACUGCCGUGUGGACCUUUAGUAACUUCUGCAGAAACAAAAACCCGCUGGUGGCGUUCGAGUUGGUCGCCCCGGCUUUACCCUUCGUCUCAGAUCUGCUGGAACUACCAGAUACAGAUGUCUUAGCGGAUGCCUGCUGGGCCAUCUCGUAUUUAACCGACGGGCCCAACGAGCGCAUUGAGGAGGUGCAAAUGACCCCCAACCUGUUGCAACGUGUUGUGAGGCUGUUGGCGCACUCGGCUGCCGCCGUGAAGACCCCCGCGCUGCGGGCCGUCGGCAACAUGCUCACCGGCUCCGACGAACAGACGGACCGCUGCCUAGACGCCCGAUGCAUCAGCUAUCUCCUCAACCUGCUGAGCUGCGGCAAGUCCUCACUUGUCAAGGAGGCCGCCUGGGCCGCUAGCAACAUCCUAGCCGGGACACAGAUUCAAAUACAACGAGCGAUCGACCAGGGAAUGCCGAAACUCAUUUAUGUGCUGGCGCAUGAAGAUGCGAAAUGUCAAAAAGAAGCAGCCUGGGCCAUAACCAAUCUCUGUCUCGGCGGCAGCCCGGCGCAACUAGACGCGCUCAUUUCUGCUGGCUUCAUGGAGCCCUACUGCAAUCUACUGGGAGCUGCCGACCACAGAACUGUCACUGUAGUCUUGGACGGACUUACUAACCUCAUGCAGGCGGCCGAAAAGUACGGGCAGGUGGAGCCACUGUGCCUCAGACUGGAGGAGAUCGGCGCGCUCGACAAAAUCGAGGCUCUGCAGACGCACGAGAAUGAAUCGGUUUACAAGAAGACCCUCCACAUUCUGGACACCUAUUUGCCCGAGAACGAAGAUCAGAACGCGGCGCCGGAGCAGACCAGCGAAGAGUACCAGUUCGGCACUAACCAGCCCAACAACAUCAACACUUUUAAAUGGAAAAACACACUACUCUGUGCAAACUUGACGACCGGUCUGGCUCAGUCUGCAGGUAGUGACCCUGCCUGCUAAGCCGCGGUCCUGGGUUCGAAUCCCGGUAAGGGCAUUUGUUUGUGUGAUGAGCACAGAUAUUUGUUCCUGAGUCAU